CGGAAUCAGUUGCAAGUCUACUCUCGUUGGAGUUUUUCCUCCUGGUCGUGAAAAAUAGUUUUGUAGGUACGUCAUUGGCGGGUUCAGCGGAUACGAACGUUUGACGCUCGUUGAAUCGCUUGACACGGAAACGAAUAAAUGGCAAACGGUCGCCUCGCUGUGUUGUAAACGAAGCGCGUACUGUGCUGUGUCACUGGAUGACAAGAUUUAUGUAAGCAGACAUAAACAACAUAUAAUUCCGAUGCGCACUGCGAGAUCAGCGGCAGGUGCAGCCGCACUCGACCACCAGGUCUUCAUUGUCGGUGGACAUGAUUGCACCUGCGUAUUCAAUUCCUGUGAAUGUUACAGGGUCGCCGAAGGCACUUGGACGUUCAUCAAGCAGAUGCAGAGUCGUCGUUGUCGGCUGGGCGCAGCAGCCUUAAAUGGAAAAGUAUACGUUGCCGGUGGCUACGACGGAGCUCAUUUUCUGAACUCUGCGGAAUGCUAUGAACCAGCCAGGAAUGAAUGGUUUGCGAUCAGCAACCUGAAAGUCAAUCGUAGUCGUGUGGCGCUCGUAUCGACACGCGGGAAGCUGUAUGCAAUUGGUGGUUAUGAUGGGCUGACCAAUCUGAAGAGUGUCGAAGUGUACGAUCCUGCAACGGAUAGCUGGCAGUUUGGACCAUCGCUCCAUUUCCUUGAUGGAGGUCUGGCAGUUGCGGCGGCGCCAAUCGUGACAUUUUCAGAUUAG
Messenger RNA from Soboliphyme baturini, 727 nucleotides. NCBI's taxonomy places the organism in Eukaryota, Metazoa, Nematoda, Enoplea, Dioctophymatida, Soboliphymatidae. The record is from the annotation of a GenBank genome assembly.